Messenger RNA from Cryptotermes secundus, 1271 nucleotides. Its product is annotated as serine/threonine-protein kinase ATR. Gene Ontology annotation, biological process: DNA damage checkpoint signaling; telomere maintenance; protein phosphorylation. Gene Ontology annotation, molecular function: protein serine/threonine kinase activity; protein binding. Gene Ontology annotation, cellular component: nucleus. NCBI's taxonomy places the organism in Eukaryota, Metazoa, Arthropoda, Insecta, Blattodea, Kalotermitidae. The record is from RefSeq and is a predicted model, not a curated record.
AUGGGACCAGCACCUGGCUGCUGUGUGUUGCAGUUGGCUGAAAAUGAGGACCCAGUGCAUUGGAGAAUCCCUACAAGUAUUUACCACCACCGUGCCUACCCUGCACUGUCUGAGGACCAUGUGAGAAGGGAGGCAGGCAAAGCAUUUGCUAAUGAGGUAGAAGACCCAACAAAAAACUCAGCUGUUACUUAUAGGAGAGAAAACAGUGAACAAGGCUCUCAGGCAGGCCUUUUACCAGACACCAGUGAAGACACAGCAGACAAAGAAGACCUAGUGCAUGCUGUAGUGAAAUUACAUGCUGUUCUGUCUGCUUCACCUGCUGAUCUGAAUUGCUUUUUGGAAGAGAUGAUAGCUGUGUUAGAUACCAACUCUCAUAUACCACAGUCAAGCCCUGGUGAUGAGCGACCAUCAUAUGCACUUCAUUUGUCGGGAUGUGGAACAGUUUCAGCAGAAGGCUUGAAUGUAGACACACGAAUGAUGUGUGCCAAAACUGUGUUCACUCUGAUAGACUUCCUGUGGCGUUUUAUGCGAGAGUGGAUUUCUGCCUAUUACUUGUCUUCUACACAAAAAGAUGAUCCUGUUUAUAAUGCUGUUAAAGCAUUCAUCAAUCAAAUUUCUGCCCUUAAAAUUGCAACAUCUAAUUUUGAAUGUGCGGAGUAUCCACGGGCUUUGAUGUAUCUGGAAAUGUUCAUCAAAGAGAAUCCUCAGCAGUUUCAAGAACAAUUGUGGCUCUUUAUGAAAAUAUAUGCACGUUUGAAUGAACCAGAUGCUGUCCACGGUAUAAUGGCAACGAGAGAGCAGGAGCCAUCCCUUGAAGAACUGAUAAUUGCUCAUGAAGUUACUGGACAGUUACAGGAUGCUGUGGCUUGUUACGAACGCAUGGCACAAGAUGAGAGAAGAGGUCCAGAUUUCUAUAAAGGGAUGGUACAGUGUUAUCUUGGACUGGAUCAACCCAUCACUGCACUUAGAAUUGCACAAGGAAUUGUUUCAGAAAGGCCAGAAAUGGCGCCAGCAAUGCAGGAAUUUGAAGCAGAAGCGUUCUGGCGACUGCACAUGUUUGAUGACUUGGGAAGUCUGCUUUCAUUGCCUGAUAUUGCAGAAAACAUGUCAUGGGGGGUGCAGAUUGGCAGAGCACUGCUCCAUUUCCAGGCUGGCAGAAGUAAUCCGCUGUAUAAGCACCUCGAGGGCAUGAGGAAGGAGCUGCUUGAUGGAAUGGGAACAGUCUCCCUCGAGAAGGGCUCUUAUCAAGAAGAGUACCAGAACAUUAUCAG